GCUAUAUUCGCAGAUAUUCGUAUGCAUCUCCGUAAUAACAACAAUUGGUUAAAUUCGUUGACUGAAUUCCUUGAUUUUGAAAAUUGCACAUUUGGAAACGCCAUCGCAAUAGUCGGUUUCACAAUUGUUUCACAAGUAUUGGCAUAUGGUAUAUCUUGGUGA
This is a messenger RNA of Dentiscutata erythropus, 162 nucleotides long. Lineage: Eukaryota; Fungi; Glomeromycota; Glomeromycetes; Diversisporales; Gigasporaceae. The record is from the annotation of a GenBank genome assembly.